Molecule: messenger RNA, 3887 nt
Organism: Micropterus salmoides (largemouth bass)
Lineage: Eukaryota; Metazoa; Chordata; Actinopteri; Centrarchiformes; Centrarchidae
Product: protocadherin alpha-C2-like
Exons: 3
Coding region: 242-2638 (798 amino acids)
Biological process (GO): homophilic cell-cell adhesion
Cellular component (GO): plasma membrane
Molecular function (GO): calcium ion binding
Source: RefSeq, a predicted model, not a curated record
AUCUUAGUGAAAAAGACACUGAAACAAACGGACAGCUCCGUGAUGCUGAAACCCUUACCUGUCUCAAGAAGCAGUAUUUAGCUCUUAAUAGCGACUACAUCUUUUUGGAUUUUAAAAUCGCACGAAAAUAAUUUGAUCGAGGUCUUUACAGCACAUUUCCACAUUAGAGGAAACAUGCAUUAAAUCGGAUAACAUACCUCGAACGGUGAACCCGCCCACGACAACGGGAUCCUCUGUAACAAUGCAGUCAUGCAAAAGGUACGUGUCGAUCGUUAUUUUUAUUUCUUCAGUUCAUUACGUAUCGACAUCAGUAAGUCAUUACUCUAUUCCUGAGGAGAUGAAAGAAGGAUCAGUGGUAGCAAACCUUGCUACCGAUCUCAGCAUGGAUGUUAAAACACUGAAUCAGAGGAAGAUGCGUCUCGACAUCAUUGCAAAUAAGAAAUAUCUGGAUGUGAACAAAGAGACGGGUGAACUGUACAUUGUUGAGAAGAUAGACAGGGAAUAUAUUUGCAUCACAAAAGCAUCUUGCUAUCUCAAACUGGAAGUAAUACUAGAAAAUCCAGUACGAAUAUUUAAUAUAGAACUAGAAAUUCUGGAUAUGAACGACAACGCCCCACAGUUUCGAAGAGACGUCAUACAUUUAGAUAUUUCCGAAGCGACGCCAAAAGGGGAGAGAUUCUCUCUCAGCAAUGCAGUUGAUCCUGAUGUUGGAAGCAAUUCAGUGAAAACAUAUCAUCUGAGUGAAAGUGCACAUUUUAAUAUUGAAGUUCAGACCGGGAGAGAUGGGUCGAAGUUUGCCGAAUUAAUCUUAACAAAGAAUUUAGAUCGAGAGCAGCAAGCUGUUCAUAAUUUAAUACUCACAGCUGUAGAUGGAGGCACACCUGCACGUUCUGGCACUGCAAGUGUUAUAGUUCGUGUUUUAGACACAAAUGACAACGCUCCUGCUUUUGACCAAGUGAGUUACAAUCUAAAAAUAAUGGAAAAUUCUCCCAUAGGGAGCCUUGUUAUUCAUCUUAAUGCAACAGACUUAGACGAGGGUUCAAAUUCUGAUAUCACGUACUCAUAUAGUUUAUAUACGUCAGAGAAAACACAAGAAACAUUCAACCUGAAUCCUUCCACUGGUGAAAUUAAUGUUAAAGGAAUGUUAAAUUAUGAGGAUUUCAGGAUUUAUGAUAUGGAAGUUAUAGCAACCGACAAAGGAACCAAUAGUUUGUCAGGACAAUGUACCAUAAAGAUUCUGGUUGAAGACAUGAAUGAUAAUCACCCAGAAAUAUCUAUUAAAUCAUUUCAGAGUCCAGUCAAUGAAAACAUAGAAUUAGACACAGUGAUAGCUGUAGUUAGUGUCAGUGAUAAAGACUCAGGUGACAACGGAGUGGUAGAUCUGCAUAUUCCAGAUAACAUGCCUUUCAGACUGAGGGAGUCCUCUGAUAACUAUUAUGAAUUAGUAGUGUCAGAGCCGUUAGACCGCGAGAAGGUCCCAGAAUAUGACAUCACUUUCACUGUUACAGACAGAGGUUCUCCUCCUUUAUCUGACAAUGAAACUAUGACGUUAGAGCUGCUGGAUGUGAAUGACAAUGUUCCACAGUUCCCUCAAUCAUUUUAUACUAUACGUGUAACGGAGAAUAACGCACCUGGGGCCUUGCUGAGUUCACUCUCUGCGUUUGACCCUGACCUCCAUGAAAACCAGUAUCUAGUUUAUUUCAUCCUAGAGAAGGAGAUAGCCAACACCUCCAUGUCCAUGCUGUUCUCCAUCAAUCCAGAGAACGGGAACCUUUACGCACUAAAAACUUUUGACUAUGAGAUCGAGAAGGAGUUUCUUUUCCACAUCGAGGCCAGAGACUCUGGCUCUCCUCCACUGAGCAGUAACGUGACCGUGCACAUCAUUAUUGUGGACCAGAACGACAACGCUCCGGUUAUUGUGUCUCCGUGGCGCGCGCACGGCUCUGUGGUGGAGGAAAAGAUCCCCAGAUCCACCGAUAAAGGCUCUCUGGUUGCCAAAGUGAUAGCCUUAGACACCGACUCGGUGCACAACUCUCGGAUCACCUACCAGUUCCUACAGGUGACUGACGCCACCUUGUUCAGUCUGGACCAGUACAACGGAGAGAUCCGGACUAUGAGGAUGUUCAGUUACAGAGACCCGCGCCACCAGCGACUGGUUGUUGUUGCCAAAGACAACGGGCAGCCUGCUCUGUCUGCCACAGUCACCAUCAAGCUGUCCACAGUGGAGACUGCCGUGAAGGCCUACUCUGACAUGACUGAGGUGCCUCUGGAAUACGACAUCUUUUCAGACCUAAACCUGUAUUUGGUCAUCGGUCUGGGCUCGGUGUCAUUUCUCCUGCUCAUCACCAUAUUGGUCACCAUCGUGCUCAAGUGUCAGAAACCCAAGCCCAGCAAAGCGGCUCCUCCCUGCAGGAACAGUGUGAUCAGUGAGAGGAACUCCACCAUCGCAGAUUCCACUCUGGUCUCCAACGAUGCCUACUGGUACAGUCUGUUUCUAGCGGAGACCAGGAAAGGGAAGCUGGUGGUUAGACAGCCUGUGCCAAAGGGCUCCAGAUACAUCGUGUCCAGUCUACCGAGAGGCACAGGACUGACAGACACUAGCGACUCAGCUGCUUCCACUCUGCAGUACCCUAAAUGAGGGAAGUCCACUCUGCAGCUGGAGGCAUCCACAACCAGCAGUAGCAGUUCCACGUAAGGCCAUACCACCAACUGCAUAACUUGACUGAUGCAGACAGGAAAGCUUCACGGAGGAAAGGAGAAACCCCUGCCCAUGAUCGCACCCCAUAUCCAUCCUGCUCAGUCUGAUACUUGUUCCCCAUAAUGUUUAGUUGUCAUGCUAUAAAACCAAAUGGACUAUGGUGGCCCUCCCCCUCUCCUUCUUCAAGCACAUGAAAAGCCAAUCAAUGAUGCCUCUCUGUCCAUUCAAUGUGCAUGAUAAGACUGCAUGGCUUCAAUCACAAUCCAAAACCUUCAUACAAAAAAAAAAAUUCAAGAGGAGACACUCACAAAGAAACAGACAAAAAAUUACACCUAUGGAUAUUCAAAGAAGCCUCAACAAGAAGUACUAGAGUGGACACAGGACUGUUGAAAUGCCUUUAAGAGACUGUUUCCCCUCUCUAAAAAUGAAACACAUGUUGGAUAUUACAUUUUAACCUCUGUGCUUUGUCUUGCUACAUAACAGCAUUCAUGUAUAUAAUAAAAAGUGAAACAGCACAAUUAACUAACUGUCAGAAAAGCACCAACCUACAAUUUCAAAGGGGAAUCAGUAUUUCAUAAAUGUGGUAGCUUUUAGUAGCUGUAUGUUUUGUAUUUGACUUUGUGCUUUGUAUGUGAGCUAGGCCUAAAUAUAUGAAUGAGAGUUCUAAGAGAUUAAAGUUAACCAGUACAUCAAACAGAUAAAUGUGAGGCCUUUAGCUAUUAUGUAUCUGCCUUUCAGUUGUUUUUGCAUGGGAUAAUCAAAGUACUUUGAUAGCUGUAGAUAUUUUACAAAUUGAGCAAGCAAAUUUCUGUAGUUAGGCCUCACUUUAUUUUUUUUAGCCGAGACGGAAGAUUACAUUGUAAUGGGACCACAUUGAAGAAGUACAACAGCAUACUAUUUUCAUCCAGUGUCCUAAGAUAUUCAGAAAAGGUCAACAGAUCUGUAUUCUCAUUCCUUUUCCCUAGUUUCUAGGCAAGAGGAAAGUGGCUAGCAGCAGUGGGACAUUCUUAUGGAUUCAGUAUGUUAGUGUAUAAUGUGAUUGAAUGUUAUGUUCCCUUGGCUAUCACUUAAGAAUAUGAGUCUUUAGGAGUUUGUACAGUGAGUCUCUGAGAAGGGGUUGAUUAAUAUCUCCUUAUGGCUACUGUAUAUACAUCACAUCAACAUGACCAUGUACUUUCAUUUUUUUUUU